AUGUCACCGAAUCAUCUCACAUCGCCCGACAUAGACGAUGUUAACCAUAAUAUGUCAACAGCACCCACAACACCGGAUGGUAGUCUUACUUUCAGUCCCAUAUUACAAGCUUUGAGUUUGGAUGAUGGGAUUGCAUUCGGCAGUGCCAUUUCGAGUGAAACAUAUGUACAUCGUCUUGUAGAAAAUAUUUUCAUGACUCGACCGAAGAGUUUUAUUGACUCUUCGAUACUAGGUGGUCCAACAGCAGCCAUUCUUGCGCUUCAAAAUCCAGCAAUCAAUUUUACGGUCGUUGAUAAGGAUUCUUCAAGAGUCAAAGAAUGGAAUUCAAGACACUUACCUAUUCACGAGCCUGGAUUACCCGAAAUUAUUCGCAUAUGUCGUGAUGGAUCGAGAGACUUCUCAUUCUUCAAUGGCCCUUUAAUUGGAGACGCCGAUCCCUCUUUCGAGAGGUUCCUCGAGCACAAUGAUAAUAUACACAUUCCUGCGCGGUCACCAAAUUUGUUCUUCUCCGAUAAUAUCGAGAUGUGUUUGGGUGAAGCGGAUUUGAUCAUGAUCGCAGUUAAUACCCCUACAAAAACUUACGGUAUAGGUGCAGGAAAAGCGACAGAUAUGACAGCUGUUGAAUCUGUUGUACGCGAUAUCGGAAAAUAUGCAAAAGCUGGUGCAAUAAUCGUAGAGAAAAGCACAGUGCCUGGUAGAACCGGGGAUUUUAUCACAGACACCCUUAGAGUCCACCGCCCCCACGAAACAUUCCCCAUAAUCUCCAAUCCCGAAUUCCUCUCCGCAGGCACCGCAGUAACCGAUCUUCUCUAUCCAGACCGCAUUCUCAUCGGUACCUCCCGUGAUAACCACGACGCCGCCAUGUCUCUUGCUUCUCUUUACCACUGGGUCCCUUUGUCAAAAAUAAUACAUACCGCCACCUCAUCUUCCGAAUUAGCUAAACUUGUCUCAAAUGCCAUGUUAGCCCAACGAAUCAGUUCUAUAAAUUCCAUCUCUGCGAUAUGCGAAUGUAUCGGAGCGGAUAUUGGUGAGGUUUCCAAAGCGGUGGGUAUGGAUCGGAGGAUUGGGGAAAGAUAUCUGAAAGCGGGGAUUGGAUUUGGGGGAAGUUGUUUUGGGAAGGAUGUUAGGAAUUUGAUGUAUUUAGCGGGGGGGUUGGGGUUGGAGGAGGUGGUAAUAUAUUGGGAGAGUGUUUUGAGGAUUAAUGAGUGGCAGAUAAAUAGGUGGGUGGAGAGGAUGGUGGGGUGCAUGGGGGGUGGGUUGAGGGGAAAAAAGAUUGUGGUGGUGGGUUAUGCGUUUAAAAAGGGGACGGGGGAUGUGAGGGAAAGUUUGGCGAGGGAGGUGGUCGAUAUGUUGGGUGAGGAACGUCCCGGGGAAAUUGUGGUUUGGGAUGAUGGGUGUGAGGUUGGGGCUUUGAGAGAGGAAUUAAAAAAAUUCGAUGAGGCAAGAGUAGAAGAGAACUUAUAUACUGCGUGUGAAGGCGCAGAUGCAAUACUUAUCUGUAGGGAGCUAGAGACACCUUCGAAACAAACGAGCUUACCAGUGGGGGAUCCACGGCCAUUCUCGAACAAUCCAUCGGAAAUGGAUUUAUUAAAUCUGCGAAAUUUUCUAUGGUCAGAGUCAGAAUAUUCAAGUGGGGACGAUCCGCUAGGAAGACUCUAUCCCGAACCAUCCUGUGAGGAAAAUUGCAGGAAAUGCGAGCAGAGAGGAAAGACAAAUACAAGACAGGAAGAAAAAAUUGAAUGGAAGAGAAUUAUCAAGGAGAUGAAUGCUCCGAGAUGGAUAUUUGAUGGGAGGGGUGUGGUUGAUAGGGCUGGGAUUGAGAAGAUUGGGAAAGAUGUUGGGGUAGAGGUUAGGGUUGUGGGGGUGGGGGUGGGGAUGGGGAGAAGUGGGUGGUGA
Molecule: messenger RNA, 1896 nt
Organism: Sclerotinia borealis F-4128
Lineage: Eukaryota; Fungi; Ascomycota; Leotiomycetes; Helotiales; Sclerotiniaceae
Source: the annotation of a GenBank genome assembly